Messenger RNA from Pecten maximus, 1338 nucleotides. RefSeq lists its product as uncharacterized. The coding region runs from base 272 to 898 and encodes 208 amino acids. NCBI's taxonomy places the organism in Eukaryota, Metazoa, Mollusca, Bivalvia, Pectinida, Pectinidae. The record is from RefSeq and is a predicted model, not a curated record. The transcript has 4 exons.
UUAAGCAUUAUCUGGAUAUUUAAAAAAAUGUACCUGUAGUUGUUUUGCGUUACUUUUAAGCUGAUUUUGAGCAACAGGACGUUGCCAAAAUAAAAAAGAUAUGAUGUGGCCAUCUGCCUGCCACCUCUUGGCGUGAUAGACAUUAUCGUAUAACCCUAGGUACAGUCUCGGGUUAGACAAUCAAGAAUAUCACCCCUCGGAUUGGAGAGUUCUCUAUCACAUCCUCUGUCAAGAUAAAGUGUACCAACGACGUGUACAGGCAUUGUCAAACAUGGCCCGCUUGUCGUACGGAAUGGCGGUGUUGGGGACGAUCAACGCCGUAUUGGGGAUCGUAAUAAUCGUGUCCCUGGACGAGUCACAUAGAGUAUUUCCUCUGACCUCAGGUGCUUCUAUAUGGUCUGGUGUCUAUAUGAUUGUGGUCGGAACGGUAGGUAUCAUGACUUCUCGAACGUCUGAAAACCUCAAACAGGACAUCCGAAGGGAUUUGAAAUGCAAGUUUGGUCUGUUCUAUGGACUGUCCGUUGGUAGCUUGAGUAUAUGUGGGAUAUCGGCGGGAUAUAAUGGCGGGGGUUUAAGUUGGUGUGCCACACAAGGAUGUUCUGAGAACGGCAGCAGUCUUGUUCUUGUCCUUUCUUGUGUAGGAAUGGCCCUCUCGGUAGUCUUGUUUGGGUGUGGAAUAUGUGGAAUGGUUUUCUUCUUUAGGUACAGAAAUAUCUUCCAAAUGUAUACUCCCGCCUAUCGUGCGAUGCUGAUUGAGAAGAAAGUUGAAAAUCUUCAGAGCCAGCUCAACCAAACAGGUGGCGACCAGAACUAUGGCGGAGUUCAGUCAGGAUUCGGGAACGGUGGAUAUACCAACUGGAGUUCUCCUCCUCCUCCAGCUUAUAGCGAAAAAGCAUGAACAUAUCAACAGUAUCAGUUCGGGAGAAAUAAUUUGAGCAAAAAUUCAGCAAAAUAUGAUACGGUAUUAGAUUUUAGUUAAUCAAAAGAAAAUGAAUGACACGUCGAAUAACAUGGAAUAUCAAUUUCUUCUCAAUCAUCUUGUUGUGGGACCUUAACAAAAUAAGGAUAUUGCUGGACCUGCCAAUAUACGGCAGUCACGUGAUAAAAACGUACUUUUCUAUGUUAAAAUGCAUUCAAAUACGAAAUUUUGAUAAAAGUAUAAUCCAACAACUUCUUAAGUUCUUAAGGUUUGAUCAACGACCGAGGUAAAAGAUACUCGGUCAAAAUUAACGACUCUUUAAAAAGAUGUUUAACCAAACUAUAGCUUAGAAAACGAGAAUUAUAAUGCACAUGUCAUCAUUGCAACUCAAAGUGUCAAAGAGAUCAUUUGUAAACUGA